GGACGUCAGUCUCGAUUCUACCUCCGCCUGAACGGAUGGCGUCUUUCUAUUCUCUAUCAAUUUCGAUUCGAGUUCAUUCUGUCUGAGAUGUUUAUCGUGAGUGCAGACACUGCUGUGCAGUGAUGGGGUCACGGGUGGAAAUCUUUCUGAAGUUUACGUGAAGAGUGUUGUAGGUACUGUGGGUCAGUGCAGUGUACUUCUUGAUCUCUCAGCGGUGACGCAAUGAAGUUGCUGGUGUCUAAAACAGAUUUCCGCAUUGCUUAGGAUUGUUCUCGACAGUAUUCCGCCUCUAAUACGAACAACAGACAUGUUUUUUUUUUUUUAUUUAGCCAUUUCUAAACGCUCUGAUAUACUGUGAAAUGUUUUGUUAUAACUGCAAAUGGUUACAUCAUAUGACUUACCAGAAAUUUUCAGAAGCUGCAUUUUCAAAGUGAUUUUUAUUUUAACUCAAAGUGAUUGAGGAAAUAUACGAAUUCCUAUUCUUAUAAAGUACGUAGACACUCAAGAACAGCCAUGGCACUUGCUAACAUGCCCUUACCGCGACUUCCCUUGGCACUCGCUCGACACCAGGAAGCGAUGCCCUUAGCGCCUCACAAACCCGAACCGCCCCCCACGGUGCCCCCCACCGUUAUUUCUCUCAAACAAAUGUGCAGCAAAUUCUGGCUGGAGCGUAUACAGUACGUCCUUCGCAGGGACAUGCCUAAGCCCUUGGUGUUCGCUGUCCAAAGAUUUCUAGAGGACCUCCCGCGCGAGUUACGAGCCAUGAUGAUACACAACGCCCUCAAGGCAGGGGGUCUUCAUCUACGACAUGGCAGCCGCGAAUUAGCGGCCAUAAACCGAGCCCUUGUUUUAUUAACGCCUGAGCUGAAUGUAGUGGAGCCUGUUUACCUCACGCUCCCACGCCCUGGACCAGAUGGGAUCGACUGGCCCCUCGACGUCGAACUCCUCCUGCGUAACGGUGAUGGUCUCACACACCUUGUGCUGACGAUGCCACCUCUUCUGACAGAUGCCGUCCGAAGGGUCUUCACCGACCUGUGCCGCACCUGUAGGAACCUCCGGAAGGUGCGACUGGUCGAUGCUUCCGAUGAUGCCGUCGUCCUCCUGACGAGGCACUGUCGCCACAUAAGCCAUCUCGAUGUGUCUGGCUCUGCAGGGGUCACCGACGAAGGCAUGAACAGACUCAUCGUCAAUCUGCGCUGGGGAGAGGGAGAAAACACCGAGGUGCGCAUGCGCCACAUAGACGUCGGGGCAACCAGCGUGACCAUAGAGGGCAUCUGCGCCCUCGUGAGCCGAGUGCCAGGGCUAGCGAGCAUGGGAUCGAUGGACGUCAUCGAGGCACUCAAGACAAUGGACGAACUAAGUGAUGACUCGUUAGUCACGGCCCUGGAGGAGGUCAACGUGAGAUGCGUGACAGUGGGGAACCUGCAGCUCCUUCGGCGGGUGUGCCCUUUGCUGUCCUCCAUGAACGCGACUAUCAACUUCCCCGGGACGACCCUCAACGACCUGCGCCUCAUAGGAGGCCUGAAGCACCUGAGACUGACGGUGCGGGAGCCGUUCAUGCUGUCUCCGACGGCUCUCUACGAGUUCUCUUGGGCCGUUGGGUCCCAGCUCCUGACGCUGAGGGUGGAGGGGGACGUCUACUUCGAGGUGGACCUUGGGACGGUUGCCUGUAACUGCCCCCACUUGGAGGAACUGGCGUUGCCCGCAGUAACGGUUCCUUCCAAAGAAUCUUUGGCUGCUCUCUCAGACGUUUCCAGUAUUGCACUGGCCAAACUUAAGAUAUUUGAGGUGGACUGCAUGACGGGAGUGGGACCGAAAGCCUGGGCGAAGGACUUCACCCUCAUGCGUCAGGGGAUCGUGGCAGCGCUGAAGAAGGCUCAGCUGCUGAAGAGACUCGUCCUACGGCCAACUCCCAUCGUGGAAAACGACCUCCUGGAAAUCCUCUCUUAUAAUCGCAUGAGGCGCCUUGAGGUACUCGAGUUCUACAACUGCGUCCUUGGUCUGUCAACAGCCCGUUUGUUGGUGGACACCUGUGAAAACCUUCACGUGAUGAAGGGUCUCAGAACCUGGCGCGGCCUGACCUUGCACGACCUGGUCUUGCUGAGAAAACACACAAGAGGUCAUCGAAGAACGGCCGAACUCAAGAUUCUACCAUGAAAUUUGAUCAAUUCACUGGAUUACAACCAAAGGAUUUUUGAAGAGGUUUCAGAUUAGUUGGUGGUAGUCUGAAAAACACUAAAAUGGUUAGGACUGGCUGAUGAAAUGUUUAGGAUGGUUAAUAAUAAUUGUUCUUAAAUGCUUAGAAAUGGGAGUUUGAGAUUGCUAUACGGGGAUUUGUAUGAUAUUGUGAGGACUGCUUCACGAGGACUUCUGAAAUACUUGGUGUUUGUUAAUGGAAACUGGAUUAAGAGCUUUAGGAAAGGUCAAUGGAUAUUGGAUUAUGUGUUUUGGGAUUGGUUAAUGAAAGUUCGAUUAUGUGUUUUGGGAAUUGUUAAUGGGAACUGGAUUAUGUGUUUUAGGACUGGUUAAUAGAAACUGAUCUAAAAUCUUUCUGAUUGGUUGGUGAUUUAUUGUGCUAUCGGCAAUCUCAUCUAUUUGGAUGAGUUUUCCAGCAGAGCUGAAGACAAUUUUCCUCUAAGGAAAAGUCUUUGGGAAUUACGAAUAAUAGACUAGUUAGUGAUGAUAUUUCCAGUGAUUACUCUUCUCCUGACCCUUCCCGUCCUUACCGUUUUUUUUUCUUUUUUUUGCAAUUGGCAACGUCACUGCAUAGUUGCGCAUGCGCAGUGUUGCAAAAGUUGUUCUAUAGCAUUCUUUCUUCGACAAAUGCGUAAUUUUCUUUGUUCGCGUGUUGUGGCACACUAGUGAUCCUUCCAUUUCAUUUAAACUACACAGUUACUCUCUAGACGAUAUGAACAGAUGUUAUGGCAUUGAUUCUCAAACUUAUAAAUUGUGACUUUAGAAUUUUUUUUUUUUUUUUUUGGAGGGGGGUCAUUUUGAUGAAUUUGAUUUUCAUAAUGUCUAACAAGCGGGCUAGGUAAAGUUAAAUGGGUUAGGAAGGUUAGGUUAAUAUAUAUCCCUGCUUUUCAUUAAUUUCCAGCCAUUUCCCCCCCCUUCCCAACCCUAAAAGCCAUUGUUUCCCAAUGGGUGUCGUCAUUACCAUUAAGUAUGGGGUUGUUGGCGAUGGUUUAUGACGGAAAUGAAUGCAAAAUUCGUCCGAAUUAUACUAUGAACUAUUAGAAUAUCAUUAUUUCACCUUUUAGAUAGGAAAGUUAAUAGCGUAAACUGAUUAAUGGGAUUAGUCUAAAAAUUCUGGAGUACUAUAUGUUCAUUUGUUAAGUAUACCUAAGGUAGUCUAAUGGGGGUUGAUAACAAAUGUUCAGAUAUCUAAGGUAAAUUUGUGAUUGAGGAAUGGUCGAGGUGCUUACGACUGCUUAUGAAUUGUAGCCAAUCUGAUGAGUGCAUAAGGCCUCUAAGGGAAUGAUAGGAAAAAACUUAUUUCUUUUUUAAUGGAACACUGAUUUUGAAGGAUUUCACUGGUUCUCAAUGCAUAACUUCAAGUCCUUGCAUACAUUUACGGCUUGGUCUGACAGAUGAUAAUUCUGGGGCAGAUGGGCUUUGCUAAUUGGGCUGAGUACAUGAUUGCUGUGAUUAAAAAGAAUCUUUAGUGACUGCUGGAUUUAUCAAACUGAUUGUUUAUCGAGUCUGUUUACUGGAGAAUAGUUUUGUUGGCCAACUGACUACUUUGAAUAUCGUUCGCUGUAACUCCUCUGGGAUUCUGGUUUGAAAGAAAGCAAGGUUUUCAAUGCUAACUGAUCACCGAAGACUAACAGUUUGUUUGAUAAUGUCUGUGACCAAAUGUCGAAGACUUAGGAAGUCUCGAGUCUCCUAAAUGUGCAAUCUAUAGUGCGCAACUUAAUUCAAAGAACAACAUUAACUUAGUUUGACAGAAUUAAGAAAUGUGGGUCAAAUAAUUCGUAUAACAAAUGUGGUUUUUGUCUGCCUGUUUCAGAAAUGAUGAAUAUUAACGUAGUUUUUGUAUGCACGCUGCAGUCACUGCUUAUGCAUAGUACCGUCAUAAAAGUACAAUAUUAUGGUCACACACUUAACAUGAAUCCUUAUUGAAAAUGUACACAAGUCAAUUAUGUCUCGAAUUCUGUCAGUUUAUCAUAAAACCCUACAUGCGACAAAUGUCCAAUUUAUUCUUUUUCUCAUUUCCUGGCCUUUCUAUUUUCCGGUUAUUCCCAAAAUCACAUACAAACACACACACACACACCCAUCGAACACUAAUAUUCAUGGUGUGUACGCAACUUGGCCGCCUCAAUAGGAUCGAGUGAUUGUUAUUAUCCAAACCAAAGACCAUCACACUGAGUCCUUUGGUGUGCACAACUAGGCAAGAUCUAUGACGACCAAUAGCUGUCCAGUUUUCCUUUAGGUGAAACCAUCAUCGGAGGCAAGGUAAACCAAAACCACUGAAAAGUGGGAACACUGCCGUUUUUACCUGGACAGAUUUGAAAUCCUCCUCUGUCUGCUUAAUAAAUCCACAACUAAGUCUUUUUCUUUGGGGGAAUCCCUUAGCAUUUGACUAAUUAGUUUACCGCAAUACAUCUGAGGUUGACAGGUGUGCACCUUGCCCGUGGGCAAACUGAGUUACUGCGGUAUACCAGGCAACCUCAUUUUGUCUUAUGCCCAAAGGCUGGCAACCAUGAACACUUUUCUUCUAUUGAGGAGUGGCACUAAGGAAGAAAACAAAAUAACCAAUGCCACAUUCAUCCUUUAACUGAUGAUCCAAGCAUAAUGUCACAGUGUAGAAAUCUUCACAGCAUUGUAAGUUUGCAUACUUAUACAAGAUGAUCACAAACGGCGCAUUGAACCGAUACAAUGCCACUAAAACAUUUGCUACUUACCUCCACUGCAGUACAUGAAAUCAACACUUUCUAUGUAUUUCAUAUUUUUGCCAACCUACUGUCCUUUAUUCCCACCACAUGACCAAACCACCUCAAUGCACUCGAAUACGUUUUGCAGCUAAAAAAACAAGUAUUUACCCCAUACUGUAUCUCCCAUUUCUCACACUUUCAACCUUUCUCACUCAAAUAUAAAACAGGAAUAAUUUAUAUCAACAGCUUCAAUUCAAGUCCUUACUUUCAUUUGCGAUCAAUAACCAAACUUCAUUCGUAAAUUUAUUCUUCCAUUCCAACUUUUACAUCCAUGACUUCGCUCCUCUCUUCAAAAUAUCUAAUAUAGACUUUGUUGCCUUUCUCAUUUCGUCUGUUUUGUAAUUCACUUCUCUUCUUACAUCCAUUUAUCCCCUGUUACAUUCCUCCCCUGAUAACUAUAUAAAUCAAUCACCUGUCUUCUGUCUUCCUUAUUAACAUUCACUAUCACCCACCACACACACACACACACACACAUAUAUAUACACGCACAAUAGCAUAUAUAUGUACACACACACA
Messenger RNA from Macrobrachium nipponense, 5450 nucleotides. RefSeq lists its product as uncharacterized. The record is from RefSeq and is a predicted model, not a curated record. Gene Ontology annotation, cellular component: SCF ubiquitin ligase complex. The transcript is spliced from 3 exons. Bases 514 to 2157 code for a protein of 547 amino acids. NCBI's taxonomy places the organism in Eukaryota, Metazoa, Arthropoda, Malacostraca, Decapoda, Palaemonidae. Gene Ontology annotation, biological process: SCF-dependent proteasomal ubiquitin-dependent protein catabolic process.